AUGCUGGAGACAGCUCGAGAGCUCACGUUAGAGGCAGCCCAGUCCGCUACGAUAAACCGGACGUCCAGCACGGACUAUAAUUCGCGAACAUACAGCCCAGCGCACAUCAAGAAGCUCCUUGACAGUCGCCAUGAGCGGGAAGUGCUGGACGGAAUGCGGAGGGUCAUCUCGUUGAUGUACCGGUCUGAACCCGCCCUCACCUUCUUCUCCGCUGUCGUCAAGAAUGUGGCCAGUGCCAACCUCGAAAUCAAGAAACUCGUCUACAUCUAUUUGGUGCAUCAUGCGGAGGCGGAACCAGAUUUGGCAUUACUGUCCAUCAAUGCGAUCCAGAAAUCGCUGACAGAUUCGAACCCACAGGUCCGGACUAUGGCGCUUCGGACUAUGUCGGGAAUCAGGGUUCCGGUUAUCAGCCAGAUCGUGUCGUUGGCCAUCAAGAGAGGAUGCGGUGAUAUGAGUCCCCACGUGCGCAAGGCAGCUGCUUUGGCUAUUCCGAAGUGCUAUCGUCUGGACCCGAACACACUGCCGCAAUUGAUCGGGUAUCUGGAGACGCUUCUGGGCGAUUCCCAAUACUUUGUCGUCGGCCCCGCAGUCGCGGCAUUCUUAGAUCUGUGUCCGGAUGAGAUUAACCUCAUCCAUAAGCACUACCGCAGCUUGGUCAAAAAGCUGGUUGAUAUGGAUGAAUGGAGUCAGCUCGCAACGCUCCGCUUAUUGACAUCUUAUGCGCGAAAAUGUUUCCCCCACCGAACCCAGAAGGUCAAGCACACGGCCCCGGAGGCCUUCUACGAUGAUGAGCAACCACAGCAGGAGGCCCAGGACGAGGGGGAAGAAUAUGAGGCUUCCGUGAUUGAUCCCGAUCUCGAGCUUCUACUCCGAGCUUGCAAGGUUCUACUGCAGAGCCGGAACUCCGCCGUCAUUGUUAGCGUCGUCCGUUGCUUCCUUUACAUUGCCCCGCCAGAAUAUACUGCAUCAGCAGCUGGCCCACUCGUGGCUCUCUUGCGAAGCCCGCAAGACAUGCAACUAAUCGCUUUAUACAACAUCGUUGCCGUUGCUCUGAGAGCUCCCAAGCCAUUUGCUAAAUACACUGCCCACUUCCUUGUCCAUGCCAACGACCCGCCGCAUAUCUGGCGCCUUAAACUGGAGGUAUUGACCAUCCUGUUUCCUCAUUGUGGAAAGCACUGGAAGGGUGUUAUCAUCAGCGAGCUAGAACAUUUCUCUAAAGGCACAGAGCCAGAGCUAGUACGCGAGAGUGUGCGGGCCAUCGGACGCUGUGCCCAAGGAGACACAAGCACCUCAGGAAUGUGUCUGCGAAUUCUUCUCGGCCAGAUCUCUAGCUCGGACGGUAACCUCGUGUCAGAGUCGCUGACUGUUAUUCGUCACUUAAUUCAACAAGAUCCAGUCUCACACACCAAUACUGUCCUCCAGCUCGUGAAGCACCUGGGCACCACAACACACCCAGAUGCACGAGCCACCAUUAUCUGGCUUGUCGGGGAGUUCGCUGGCGUUCAUACAGAUAAGAACAUUGCGCCUGACGUUCUUCGCGUUUUGAUCAAAGGGUUCGCAGAUGAGAUGGAAAAUGUCAAACAGCAGAUUGUUCUUCUCGGGGCCAAGGUGUACCUUCAUCAUCUCCUACAGAACCCACCACUGGAACAGCCACAACCAACCGAGCCAUCGUCAUUGCCCGAGAAAGCAGACGAACCUCAACAAGAGUUCCACAACGAAUGGACUGACAAUGGGAACGACCAACCGCAUGAUGCGGCUCAAACCGAACAGGGAGCAGAAAGCAUACGGGAAAAUGACGUUGCUGAAACAAAAGACGAAGAUGCACCCGAAGACCGUAUCACCCUUCUAUGGAGGUAUAUUCUCCUUCUCGCACGCUACGACACAUCCUACGAUCUGCGUGAUCGGGCCCGUCUCUACAAGAGUCUUUUAGAAACUCCAUCUUCGACCCAACUUGCCAACCUCCUCCUCCUGGCACCAAAACCCGUCCCUCACGCCCCCAGCCCAUCCGAGACACGCAAGGACCUGCUCAUCGGAUCUGCUACUCUUGUCGUCGGCCCUGAUGCCGGUUAUCAUGGACUCCGAGGCUACGCGAAUCUCCCAGACUGGGUCGAGCUAGGCCAGGAACCCGAUCCAAGCCUCCGUAUCGAGGAUGUGAAGCCAGACACAGCCAGUAACCCGUCUGCCAUGACUGCAGGCGAUCGCCUCGACCAAGCGCUUCGUGAACAUCAAAUCACUUCCGUGCCAAUUCGGAACCGCAACAGCGCUGCCAUAGAUCCGACUGGGAAGAAGACUCUUGAUCAGUGGCUACAAGAGGAAGAUCAGGAGGAAAGCGAGACAGAGUAUGAAACUGAUUCUGAAGAAGAGGAAACUGACUCCGGGGAAGAAGAGACAGAGUCGGAAGAAGAGUCUGGUUCUGAGGAAGAGGAUGAUGACUCUGAAGAAGAAGAGACUGAUUCUGAGACUGAAGCUGUUCACAAAGAGGCACAGCAGCUGCUCAAGUGA
Molecule: messenger RNA, 2502 nt
Organism: Penicillium bovifimosum
Lineage: Eukaryota; Fungi; Ascomycota; Eurotiomycetes; Eurotiales; Aspergillaceae
Product: AP-3 complex subunit beta
Exons: 3
Coding region: 1-2502 (833 amino acids)
Biological process (GO): vesicle-mediated transport; intracellular protein transport
Cellular component (GO): AP-3 adaptor complex; membrane coat
Source: RefSeq, a predicted model, not a curated record